CAGUCGUUGCAUUAGCCUGUUAUCUCCAAACCAAAACACAGAGGAUGUUUUCGUGUUAAAUCUCCAAGGAAUCGGAUAUAAUCUUAGAUAUCACUUUGACUCUGCCCGGUCAAGUUACCUGUUGUCUCUCUGUGCUUCUCAGACGACUGAGAAGUAGCUAAACGGCCGAACGACAGACAUGGAGGACCCAGGUGGUACAGGAGCAGAGUCUGCGGCUCCAUCACCAGCAGGUGCAUCCAAGUCAAAGCUGGACACACUGUCCAAAGAUGAUCUCAUCAAGUUUGCCAAGAAGCAGAUGGCUGCCAUGCAGAAAAUGAAGAGCAGAUGUGCAGAUUUAGAAAAAGAUGUUGAAGCUCUCAAACAGCAAUCCAAAAACAGUAACAGCAGUUCAGAUGACUCCACACUGAUACAGGAGCUGACUGAGAGGAUGGAUGCCUUACUACUGGAGAAGGCAGAAAUUCAGCAAGGUCUUGCGCUGUCUCGUAAAGAUCUAGAGAAAGCGAAGCAGCAAGCUAAGGAUGAUCUAGCGGUGCUGCAAAGAGAGCUUGAUCGUGUGUUAGAAGACCACCAAAGGAAGAUCAAGACCCUAGAGAACAGUAUUGAGGAAUCCAACAAUAAACACCAAGAUGAAGUAGCUUAUUUCCAGAAAUUACUGAAAGAGCGAGAAGAGAGUGACAGGGAGAGGGAGAGUGAAAGAGAACGGGAGCGCCAAGCUGAACACGCCAGUGCAAAAGAGGCCACCGAAGAAGCCCACCGUUGCCUAGAAGUUCAGCUGCAAACACUUAGAGCUGAACUGGAGGCGAUCCAAGAGCGAAAAUCCCAGGAGGUUGCUGAGCUACAGGAGAGCCACCAAAGGGAGUUGACAGAGGCCCAGCAGGAGGUGGAGAACCUGAAGGAGGAGCUGGCUCAGAAGAUUCAGCAGCAUGAGGAGGAAAUGAGGGCUCUGGAGGAGGACUGCGAGAUCGAGAGGGAGCGCCUCCUGUUGCUUCACGAAGAGCUGACGGAGCAGCUCGCUCUCAAAGACAGCUAUCUGCAGGAUGUGCAAGAAGAAGAUGAGGAACCUGCCCAAGGUUCAGGUAUCGCCAAAAUGCUGGAGCUCUCUGGCUUAAGUCAGGGCGACUCCAGCCAUGGUGAUGGAGAGGAGAUGGGGAGACUGAGAGCGGCUUUGGAAGACUUUCAAGCCCAGAACACCAUGUUACAGGACGAGCUCACCCUGCUCAGUAAUGUGAAGAGCGACCUGGAGGCUGAGCUGGAGAGGGCCAAGGAGGAGUUCCAGAUGGAGAGAGAAGAGCUGGAGUUCAAAAUCAAUGAGCUACAAAUGACCAGGGAAGGUGCUGCCACUGACACUGUGAUGACUCUCGACCCUGACCAACAAGAGGUCCACGGGGAAUCCAGAGAGUUAGCAGUGAAUCCGGAGGAGCAGCAGAAGUUGAACCAGGAGCUGAGUGACCAGUGUGAGACCUUGACCAGGGAGAGAGACUCUGCCCUGGCUGAGUGUCAGCACAUGAGGGACAUACUUCAAGGUGUGGAGACAGAACUGGGUGAGAAGAUUAAAGAUUUUGAUCUUCAGUACAAAGCCAUGAAGGAGCAGGGGGCUGGUACCAUACAAGAACUCCAAGACAAGAUCAAACAACUCAGCCAGGAGAGAGAUGAACUGCUGGUGACGGUCAGAGAGGUGACAGAGGAGAAAAACAAUCUGAUGGAGAACAUGACAGACCAGAAGCUGAAGCCUGAAGGUUCCCCAGGUGAGCACCAGAAACUCCAGGCAUCUUUAGAGGAACAAACAGCUUUAGCCUGUGAGCUGAAGCAGUCUGUGGAGGAGCUGACCAGGCAGAAUGAGGAGAUCCUCUCCCAAAUGCAGAUGAACAAAGACAUGACUCAAGACCUUAAAAAGAUGGUCAAUACACUGACUGAAGAGCGAGACAAAAUACAGUCCCUGCUCCAGAUGCGAGAAGAGGAAUUGCAAAAGCUGAAUGAAGAGAGAGUAAAGGAAUUCAAGAGGCUGCUGGAGGAGAAAGAGCAAGAGGCGCUUUUGCUGAGAGAGGAGAAAGAGAAUGAGCUGAAAGGCUUGAAAAUGGGGAAAGAGGACGAAGUGCAACAUCUGAAAGAGGAGAGGGAAAAGAUAGAAGAGAUCCUAAAAGAGGAGGUGGAAAAAAGGAGGGAGACAGUUUCUGCUUUGGAGCUGACUAUCAAAGAGAUCUCCACAGAAAAGGCUGACCUCCAUCAGAAACUGGAAGAGGCAACCUCAGGGCUUGCCAAAGCCCAGGAAGAGAAGGAGCUUUUGGGCUCCAGGCUGGCAACUCUGGAGGCUCAGCUGGAACAGGAGACAUCUGAAAAGCAUCACCUAGAGGUCAAAUUGACAUCAGUGGCAGAGGAGGCACAGCAGGCCCACACCACCAUCAGAGCUCUGGAAGAAAAUCAGAAUGAAGUACUCAGAAAUUCCACCGAUGAGGCUGAGGAGCUCAGAGUACGCAUAGAUGAGCUGGAAAAGGAGAGGGAUCUUUUGAGGAGUAGUCUUGAAGAGGCGAAAGGGGAGAGAAGAAUUGAGGAGGUGCAAAAGGAGCUCCAGGCCCACAUCAGAGACCUGGAGCAGGAGAGGAACGUGUUGAAAAACAACCUGGAGGAGGCGGUGAAGGACACCGAAGGGCUGCAGAAAGACCUGAGGGAUAUGAAGUCAGUCAGCGAGAAGAUUAGUGAGGAGAACCAGAAACUGCAGACUCAGAUUUCUCUGAUGACUGAAGAGAAAGAAGAGAAGGAGAAAGGGGAAAUGGAGAACAUGGAGAAGGAGAGAGGGGAAUACAGAGAACAGCUGGCAGAGAAAGACUCACUCAUAUCUCAGUUGAGGAGUGAGAUGGCUGCUCUCCAGGAGUCUGCUGCCCAGUCUGCUUCCUCUGAGGAAAAUGUAGGCAAUGAGAUCACAAAUAAAAUAGCUUUCCUGGAGAAAGAAAACAAAGAGAAGGACGAGAAGAUGAACAAAAUCAAGGCGGUUGCUGUCAAAGCAAAGAAGGAGCUGGACAUCAGUAAGAAAGAGGUUGCAACCCUCAAGGAGGAAGUACAAUCACUGAAAGCAGAGAGGGACAAAGUGAACAGCUCAAUGAAAGACAUCAUCCACGGUGCUGAAGGCUACAAGAACCUGCAGAUAGAUUACGACAGGCAAACAGAGCAACUGGAUAAGGAGAGAGAGAAGGUGGAGACGGCAGAGAGACAGAUUGCGGAGCUGACCAAGCGACUCAGCAGUGCUGUCACACAGAAGGAGACACUGAGCAGUGAGAAAGAGGACCUGCUGACUGGUAUGGAGACCGUGAGGAGCACAGUGAGGCAGCUGGAGGCCCAGAACCAGGAUCUGCAAAGACAGUCAGCCAGUCUGGACAAAGACCUGCUGGCUGAGAGAGCUAUGAAAGAGCAGAAGAUAAAGGACUUGUCAUCUGCCAUGAAGGAGGUAGAAGAGCUGACAGCCCAGCUCCGCAAGCAGCAGGAGCAGUCUCAGCAGACUGCCCAGGAGCUGGAGCAGCUACGCAAGGAGGCGCAGCAGAACUCACUGCUGGACAUGGAGAUGGCCGACUACGAGCGCUUGGUGAAAGAACUCAACGCCAAACUCUCGCAGAGGGACGAGUGUACUGAGGAGCUGAAGACUCAGAUAAACACACUCACCCAGAAAGAGGACACACUCAAGCAGGAAAUUGAGGCUUUGAAGUGCCAGUUGGACCAGGGGGAGGAGAAGACCUCCAAGAUGAAACAGCUGCUAGUGAAGACCAAAAAGGACUUGGCCGAUGCCAAGAAACAGGAGAGCUCCCUCAUGAUGCUGCAGGCUUCUCUGAAAGGAGAGCUGGAAGCUAACCAGCAGCAGCUAGAGAGCUCUAAGAUUGAGGCGUCUGAGCUGAUCGCAGAGCGCCAUCGUCUGCAGGAGCAGCUCAAGUCUGCGUUGGAACAGCAACAAAGAACCAGCAGCUCCCUGCAGCAACGUAUCAGCAGCCUGCAACAGGAAAGAGACACUGCUAAGUCUGAGCUUUUGGCAACAACAGGCGAGUUUGAGAGCUACAAGGUGCGAGUUCACAAUGUUCUCAAACAACAGAAGAACAAAAGCACUGCUCAGAGUGACGGAGACUCUGGAAAACUAGAGAGGGAGCAGUUGUCCUCUCAGGUAGAACAGCUGAGGUCCAGGCUGGCAGAAAACCAGCAGAGCCUCCACAGCAGCACAGCAGAGCUGCAGCAGCUCCAGACUGAGCAUGACACUCUUCUGGAGAGACACAAUAAAAUCCUCCAGGAAACGGUUAGCAAGGAGGCGGAACUCCGCGAGAGGCUGCUGUCAUUGCAGUCGGAAAACGUGACUCUGCGAUCAGACUUGUCCCAGGCUCAGGCUGACCUGUCGUCUCAGGUCGAGGCCCAGCGCCAGACGUACAGGGAGCAGCUGAGGAAGCUGCAGGACGACCACCGAGCCACUGUGGAGACCCUGCAGGGCCAGCUGACCCGUGUUGAGGAGCAGCUCUUCAACCUACAGAGCCAGAACAGUUCAGUGUCGGUCCAGUCCAGCCGUAAGCCUCUGGCAUCAGACCCUCAGCGCAGAAACACAGAUCAAAACCAGGCAGGGCUGGGGUUAGUGGCCCUCAGUGACCUUCAGUCUAUGGCCAGGGAAGAAGGUGAGGGUAUGGAAACUACUGAGACUGAGAGCCCCUCUCCUGCACUUACACCCCUACCCUCUUUGGAGCAGCUUCUCACUUCUCCGGAUCCCAAACAAGAGCCAUUUGUGUGGACGGUGGAGCCGACCAAAGAAGAGCUGGUUCAAAAGCUGACCACAGCCACCCGCAGCAUGGAGCAUAUGAACAGCCUGCUGCAUGAAACUGAGGCCACCAAUGCUGUUCUCAUGGAGCAGAUCACUUUGUUGAAGAGUGAAGUGCGUCGUCUAGAGCGAAACCAGGAGAGGGAGAAGAGCGUGGCCAACCUGGAGUAUCUGAAGAAUGUGCUGUUGCAGUUCAUCUUCCUGCGAUCUGGCAGCGAGAGGCAGGCGCUCCUUCCCGUUAUUCAUACUAUGCUGCAGCUCAGUCCAGAGGAGAAAAGCAAACUGGCUGCCAUUGCACAAGGUGAGGAGGAGGGGUCUGGGGCUCGGGGCUCAGGCUGGACUUCUUAUCUCCACAGCUGGUCUGGAAUCAGAUAGACUUGAUGACCAACUAAAUCAGCAAAUAACUGGGAGCACAGUGCUGAGAUGUUACUGGGCCUUUUUCUGUGAAAACCUGUACCAAGCGGUUACGCUGCAUACUCAAACCAAUGGGAAAUGACUGGGAGGUUAACUGGGGCAUUUACAAAACCUUUGGGACAUCAUAGAAAGGACCAGGGAAUGUGCAAGAAAAUAAUGAAAAGGCAUGGGGUAGAGAUUAAACCAAAACAUCUGAGAUGAUUAUUGAUCGAAUUAGCAGUGCAAUAGGUUCAUCAGUCUCUUACCAGUGAAUGUUAACUGUGACAUGGUUCUGUCUUCCAUAUUCUUACGAUUGACAUGUACCUAUAACAUUUACUGGACAUGGUUCCACUUCCUAGAAGUGAAGCUCGUAGGGCAUCUUUAUCACAAUGAAAAUAUUGUGAAUAAAUAUAUCAAACACAUUGGGGUAUAUCAUGUUGUAAGAACAACAUUGUAUAAUACAUAUGAUGUGCACAAACUGUGGGGAAAGAAUUAAUCAAGAGGGUAACAAUGUAGUUAAUGGCCUAAUAUAAUGUGAAUAUAAUAUUCAGAUGUUUGAUUCCUUUUUUACUUAGGCUCCUAAUGGGCUUGUACUGGGUAGCACAGUACACGUCAAGGACUUUACUGGUGUUUUAGGUGUUUCGGUUCAAAUAGCACACAUGCUUAACAAACUGUUUAAGGGCAUACUUAGGUAUUGGAAGACUUUUGAAUGUGUUUUCACUUCCUUAGAGCCAGCCAUUUUUCUUUUCAUUCCUUACUGUAUGAAAAUCAAUAUGAAGCAACCUAUACUUCAUUGUGCUUUGGAAAACAAUCAGCAGUUUGUGUGAAUUAUUUAAUGGGCUAAAACAAACCAAACCACUGCUGUGGUCCAUUUUAAGUCUUACCAGAAUGUCUAUCAUAAAAUCACUUCACAUACAAAGAAGUACAUAUCUAACAUUCCCAGGUUCAUCUGACAACAUGACUGACAGAGCAAUAUCAUAUAUAGUGUAUUUGCACUUUUUCUGACUCAUUUUGCAGCUGUUCACUAAUGCCUCGAAUCUGGAAUCAGAAGCAGUUUCAUUCACCGAGUUUGUGGUUUAUCAUACCCUUUAGUGAUGAGUGGUUUGGAAUUUUGUUGUGGUUUCUGUGUCAUUUGUUGUUACCGUUUGUUGCUGUUGUUAGUAUUUAAUACCAAACAAUUAUUUUCAUCGUUUCCAUUUCUGUUUUGGGAUUCCAUUAUGGUUUUGUUGGUUGUUGAGCUUCUGUUAAAUCUCUGAACGUGAGAGAUUUGUUGCCACUCCGUCUGAGGUCAGCUGUCUAGUUGAAGAACAGUCCCCGUGAAAGCAAGCACGUCCGCCCUGCUGAAGUGUUCUUGAGCAAGACUCCCUGUGCCAGACCCAUGGGUGCUGCUUUUUACAGUGUCUCAUCCUGACCUCUGACCUCCUUGUUGAGAUGGGAGUCCAGGGGACAUGAUUCCAAACAGAAGUCCCUCCUCCCCUUAAACACACAUCCACACACUUUUUCAUUACAUGAAUAUAUUUUUGCUCAUAUCCUACCAAUGAUGAAGAUAACUGUCCAGUUUGUUUUCUCAUUCCAGUGGCAGCUUUUCUGUGACUCCUUCAGCGUGAGUGAAUGUAUUUUUAUCCAAGCCUUUUAUAUUUAUGAUGGCUAAUGUCAGCAGAAGCUAUGAGAGAUUACAAUAACUGUAAAACAUUAUCCGUAUGAGUGAAUGAGGAUUUACUAUAUAUUAACUAGUUCGCUGGUGAACAUAUAGUACUCAGGUUUCUGCUGCAAACGGUAUUUACAUGAGGCAACGGCUGUUUCAGAGACAGUUCUGUUUUUGAUUUUUCUGGUUAAUUCCAACUGUAAACAAAAAUAAAGUCAUAAAUGAGAA
Messenger RNA from Toxotes jaculatrix (banded archerfish), 7043 nucleotides. RefSeq names its product GRIP and coiled-coil domain-containing protein 2. The record is from RefSeq and is a predicted model, not a curated record. Lineage: Eukaryota; Metazoa; Chordata; Actinopteri; Toxotidae. Gene Ontology annotation, biological process: late endosome to Golgi transport. Bases 179 to 5152 code for a protein of 1657 amino acids. Gene Ontology annotation, cellular component: Golgi apparatus. The transcript is spliced from 24 exons.